GUUUGGUGGCGCCGCUGUAGAGAGAGAGAGAGAGAGAGAGAGAGAGAGAGAGAGAGAAGAAAUGCGGGAGAUGGAGGGGUGGCUGUACGUGAUCCGAUCGAAUCGCCUUGGCCUCCACCACUCGAGCAAGCGCUACUUCGUUCUCGACGCCCACAACUCCCUCAAUUGCUACCGGUCCAUACCCACUCCCUCCUCCACCACCCAGGAUCUUAUAAGAAGUGCUUUCAUUGAUUCCUGUAUACGUGUCUCUGACAAUGGUAGAGAAAGCAUCCAUGGAAAUGUUUUCUAUAUUUUUACUCUGUACAAUACUGCUAAUCACAACGAUCGACUCAAGUUGGGAGCCAGAAGCUCUGAGGAGGCAGCUAGGUGGAUAAGAUAUUUGAUGGAAGCUGCAUUAAAGGAGUGCCCAACUAAAGGGCAAAGUGUUGUUGCUUGUUCCAAAAGAAGAUCGCUCAUUUUGAGGUUGAGCCGUAAUACAGGAAGAAGUUGUUUGCACUCCACAGAUUGGACUGCGCUCUCAUUUAAGAUCACAGAUCCGAUGUCACCUGAUGUUAUUGCACCAUCUUCUUGGACAAUAUUCGGGUGCAAAAAUGGGUUACGGCUAUUUAAGGAGGCAAAUAAUGGAGAUUUCAGUAGAAAGUGGGAUGAUCAUCCUGCUGUAAUGGCAGUAGGUGUGGUGGAUGCAACUCCGGAGAGUAUUUUCCACAUAGUUAUGUCUCUUGGUCCGUCAAGAUCAGGAUGGGACUUUUGCUUCGCUAAGGGAAGAGUGGUUGAGCACCUGGAUGGCCAUACUGAUAUUAUUCACAAGAAAUUGCACAGUGAUUGGAUGCCUUGGGGAAUGAAGAGAAGAGACUUAUUGUUGCGCCGGUAUUGGAGGAGAGAAGACGAUGGAACAUACAUAAUUUUAUGCCAUUCUGUCUUUCACCAAAGUUGUCCACCAGAACGCGGCUGUAUCCGUGCCUGCCUUAAAAGUGGAGGAUAUGUCAUCUCUCCCAUAAACCAAGGAAAACAAUCAGUUGUUAAGCACAUGCUUGCCAUUGAUUGGAAAUUCUGGAGAUCAUAUAUAUUUACCUCUUCUGCUAAGUACAUCACUAUCAGAAUGCUUGGUAGAGUUGCAGCACUAAGAGAGCUUUGCCACUUGAACCUUGGAAGCUUCGUUUGCUUUGAUUUCCCAUCAGGUGAAGUUUCAAGGGAAAUAAGACUGUCACAAAGGGAGGAAGAAGUGCAACUGGGUGGUGAGAGUAGUAGGAGUGAUGACUCUACAGAAGGGUCCAGAACAUCUCCAACUGAUUCUGCUAACACUGAUGGCUCUUUAUUUCAACUGAGUGAUGCAGCUGAUGAAUUCUUUGAUUUCCCGGAUGAAUCAGAAUUCGACCAACCAGACGUUCUACGGACUUCGGAGGCUGGCAUGCAGUCAGAGGAUCAGCAGCAGUCAAGGCUGUCAACAGCUGCAGCUCUUGUAAGGAGGUUGCAUGAUCUGGCAGUUCAUAAAGAGGCCCCUGUGGAAGAUACAGUAUCAUGGAGCUAUGGAACCACUCUCCAGAAGGACUUGAGCUGUACAGUAGCUUGCAGUUGGGCAACCGCAGAUCCUUCUACAUUUUUGAUCCGUAGUGAAACAUACUUGCAAGACCGCCAUAAGAUUAAAGCUGGUGGUACUUUGAUGCAAAUGGUAGCUGCUGAUUGGCUAAAGUCAAAUAAGCGCGAAGAUGAUCUUGGUGGUAGACCUGGGAGCAUUGUUCAGAAAUAUGGAGCACAGGGUGGGACACAGUUUUUCUUCAUUGUGCAUAUACAGGUCCCAGGUUCAACUACUUAUAGUCUUGCCUUGUAUUAUAUGAUGGAUAUCCCGCUUAAAGAUGUUCCUCUACUGGAUAGUUUUGUCAGAGGGGAUGACGCUUUCAGGAACUCUAGAUUUAAGCUCAUUCCAUAUAUAUCUAAGGGAUCUUGGUUGGUGAAGCAAAGUGUAGGAAGGAAAGCUUGCUUGGUUGGUCAAGCAUUGGAAAUACAUUAUUUCCAGGGGAGGAACUACUUGGAGCUUGGCAUUGAUAUUGGUUCCUCAACUGUUGCUAGAGGUGUCGUGGGCCUUGUCCUCGGCUAUUUAAAUAAUCUGGUGAUAGAAAUGGCAUUUCUGAUACAGGGAAAUACUGAGGCAGAGCUUCCGGAAUUUCUACUUGGAACCUGUCGGUUGAACCAUCUUGAUGCCUCAAAAGCAGUGGCUGUUAAAUCAUUGUAGCUAUAUGAUAUAUCUACGAUUCUUUAAUCUUGAUCAAAUUAUGCUAGGAGAACUGCAAAAUGAUGUACAUUUAUUUUGAGACGUGCUGGCAAAGACGACACAAUCAAAUAAGAUCUCAUUAUUCUUUUUUUUUUUAUUUCGAUUUUUCUGGACAUGCUGGUGGUGUCUUUCUUUUCUGAUGGAAUUUUUGUCAUAACAAGUCUGUGAAUUGUAAGUCUUGAUUCCUGCAGAAAUUACUUUAGAUAAAUAAAAUCAAACCUGUAAAGCUUUAGAUUCUGAAUAACACUGCAGAUCUUAUUUAGAA
Molecule: messenger RNA, 2534 nt
Organism: Ananas comosus (pineapple)
Lineage: Eukaryota; Viridiplantae; Streptophyta; Magnoliopsida; Poales; Bromeliaceae
Product: protein ENHANCED DISEASE RESISTANCE 2-like
Exons: 23
Coding region: 62-2230 (722 amino acids)
Molecular function (GO): lipid binding
Source: RefSeq, a predicted model, not a curated record